UCUAUUUUUAUUAAUUUCUACUUCUCGUAACAUAAAACUGUGGUUGUGAACUGCCGUGAUCAUUACGAUCGCAAAGUGGAACGUAUCGUAACCGAUACGCUAAUUUAAUUGGUCAGUCAAUCUUGCGCCAAAACUCAAAUUCCGUCAAAAUUCAAAUGUCAAUUUGACACUGACAGUUUAGUUGACAGUGACACUAAACCAACCACAACAUUAAUUCAUUGAAAUCGAAAUUCAAUUUUCAAAUAAGUUAAAAUAGGUUCAUUAAAUUAAUUUUAUUAAGUUUCUUCUAAAAUCUGAACAUAUAUCAAUGCAAAAGUUAUAAUAUAUAUUAAAAUGCACAGAAUAUUAGAACUUUAUAGCGGUAUAGGUGGCAUGCACUGUGCAUGGAAAGAAUCACAGUUAGACGGAGAAAUAGUACUAGCCAUUGACAUUAACACCAUAGCAAAUGAAGUUUAUGCUUACAACUUCCCAGAAACAACUAUUUCAAAUCGAAAUAUUCAGUCACUGACUUCUAAGGAAAUAGAGAACCUUGAUGUGAACACAGUGUUAAUGUCUCCACCUUGUCAACCAUUUACAAGGAAUGGUAAAUGCUUGGAUGAAAAUGAUCCAAGAACCAACUCGUUUAUAUACUUAAUAAACUUACUUAUCAAAUUGCAUAAAAUUGAGUACAUAUUAAUGGAAAAUGUCAAGGGUUUCGAGAGUUCAACUGUAAGGAAUUUAUUUAUAGAGUCAUUAAAGACAUGUGGUUUUAUAUAUCAGGAGUUUCUUCUCUGUCCCUCCCAAGUUGGCGUCCCAAAUUCUAGAUUAAGAUAUUAUUGUAUUGCAAGAAGACAUGUAUCACAAUGGCAAUUUAAAACAAAGGAAGAGAUUAUCAAAAGUCUCCCUCACAAAUAUAGUCUUCCUUAUACCUUGGAGGAUAUAUUACAGAAGGAUAUACAGCAUGAUAUGUAUUUACUGAAUGAGAAGAUGUUAAAAAGAGCUAAUAUAUUGGACAUUUGCUACAAGCAUUCCAGAAGGUCUUGUUGCUUCACCAAAGCCUACACACAUUACUUAGAAGGAACAGGAUCAGUUUACACCAAUUCAAAUGAGGAUAAAGUUGAAAAAUGCUACAAAAUAGCAAAUACAUUUGACGUAGGCAGUGAAAAGUUUGUACAAUCAUUAAAAGAACUAAAUUUAAGAUUCUUUACACCCAGUGAAGUUGUUAGGCUAAUGUGUUUUCCACAAAACUACACUUUCCCAGAAAAUGUAACAAUAAAACAGUGUUACAGGCUACUGGGUAACAGUGUUAAUAUUAAAGUUAUAAGUGAACUUUUGAAAAUAUUAUUUGAAUAAUAAUUAAAUGAUUUGUAUUAAGUUUAUUUCCUGUCUUAAAAUUAAAAAAAUUAUGAAACAUCAGUAAAAUUACUAUAUUACAGGGGACCACUUUUAAUAUGUGAUAUUAUCAACCACAUAAAGCUUUAAAAAGCUCAUAAUCACUGGAAAACCAGCAUUCUAAUGGGAAAAAACUACAUCCAAAUUGUUUUAGCCAUUUAAGUGAUAUGGUGCCCUUACAGACAGCAUAUACAAGCAUUCAAAGUUCAUUUCAUAUUAUUUCAAUGUCUAUUUUACAAUUUAGCACAAAUUUAUUAAGCAAAGAACUGUGUUAUUAUCAUUAAAAGAGGUUGGUAAGAAUAAAUAA
Bicyclus anynana (squinting bush brown) is the source of this 1678-nucleotide messenger RNA. RefSeq names its product tRNA (cytosine(38)-C(5))-methyltransferase (gene Mt2). Bases 334 to 1332 code for a protein of 332 amino acids. Gene Ontology annotation, molecular function: methyltransferase activity. The transcript has 3 exons. NCBI's taxonomy places the organism in Eukaryota, Metazoa, Arthropoda, Insecta, Lepidoptera, Nymphalidae. The record is from RefSeq and is a predicted model, not a curated record.